Messenger RNA from Micromonas pusilla CCMP1545, 7227 nucleotides. RefSeq lists its product as uncharacterized. Gene Ontology annotation, molecular function: serine-type endopeptidase activity. Lineage: Eukaryota; Viridiplantae; Chlorophyta; Mamiellophyceae; Mamiellales; Mamiellaceae. The transcript is spliced from 2 exons. Gene Ontology annotation, biological process: proteolysis. The coding region runs from base 1 to 7062 and encodes 2353 amino acids. The record is from RefSeq and is a predicted model, not a curated record.
AUGGCGUCCGCGACGACGACGCGGCGAACGCGCGCGCGUCUCCUCGCGCUCGUCCUCUUCCUCGCCGCGUCUUCGACGCCGGCGCGCGCCGCGGACCUGAGCACGGCGCGAUGGGACGACGACGCGCCGUGGGCGGAGCCGAAGCCUCCGCUCGUGCCCGGCGAGUGCGACGAGGCGUCCGAGCUCGAGCUCGCGCGCUGGGGCUUCGGCGGAAGGCCGCCGUACGAACCUCCGCCGCCGCCGCCCGCGACGCCGGGGGCGUACUCGUGCAAGACGUACCGCGAUCGCGGGUACGACGACGCGGCGACCGCGACGAUCGACCCGAGAGGGACGUGGUGGGGCGCGAGACCCCUCGUGAAGGUCGGAUGCGACCAACGCUUCGACGGCGGCGGGUGGACGCUGCUCCUGUCGCAGACGGACCCCACGGCGGACUUUCCCGGGGCGACGAACCCGUUCGCGGUCGACGUGGGCGAGGCCGAGGACGCGAUGACGAAUCACACGACGUACGCGCGGAAUUGGGCGUACUCGUUCCGGCCGCAGCCGGGGGACGAGUUCGUGAUUCGAAGGAUCCCGCGCGGCGGCGCGUUCGCGAACGCGAGCGCGGCGCUGCAAACCGGCGACGGCGGCGACCACGUUCGAUUCGUCGUGGAGGCGUUCUGCGCCGGGAUGGACUGGAACGCGACCGGCGGGUGCGGGACGGGGAGCAGUCAGCAUAUCAUCGCGAUGGGGAGGUUGUACGACGCGAACGGGAACGAAAUCGCGGACGCGAACACGCUCAACACGUGCACGAAGGCCGGUUGCGUGGCGCCCGGCGGCGACACCGUCGGGAUCUCGCAACACCCGAGGUAUCCGGACGCGUCUGGAUCCAAGAAGUGUUUCGGCGGGUGCUACAACGGCGGAAUCAUCAACUUUCACUGGGGCACCGCGCCGGACUCGAAGUUGACGCCCGGGGACUGGACGUUUCAGGUGUUCUUCCGCGAAGGCCCUUCGUUCAUCGGCGCGGGCGUGUGCGUGGAGACGAACGCGACCGCGCUGAACGCGCUCGAUGCGGCGUGGUACACCGGGCUGCCCGAGCACGCCGUCGUCGCCGCGACCGAGCUGCUCGGCGUCGACGGCGGCGUCGCGUUGUGCCACCCGGACGCGUCCACGGCGGCGACGUGCGAACGCGUCGCGGCGAAAAUCCCAGGCGCGCGGUUCGUAUCGUUCGGAAACGACGCGACGUGCGACGGCAUGCACGAGUUUGACCAGUUUGGGAUCCAACACGACUUGGCGUCGUCGCGGCCGUGCGUGGUGACGACGACGUGCGCGGCGAUGAACGUGUCCGAGCCUCUCGUCGUGAAAGGGGUUGGUCGCGCGAUCGCGUUCAAGGCGUUCGCGCUGGAUAAGACGUCGGACGUCGAAGGCGGGCCGUGGAUACACCCUUCGUGCGAGAGCGGCGCGACGAAUAAGACGAUCGACGGGUACGACACGUUCGCUGAUUGGGGGGUGAGCUCGCCGACCGCCGGGACCGGAAUCGCGUCCGCGGCGGACUGGGCGGCGUUUCGAUGCGACGAAGAUCCAGACAACGACCCUUACGACAAGAACGUCAGCGCUAAGCUCGCGAUGGACGGCAGCCGUUUCAGCGGCCAGGCCGCGACCAGCGGAGGGCGGAUGUACGGAAACGUGCAGUUCGAUAACACGGACCCGGGGUGCGUCGCGGCGUUUUACGCGCUCGGGGAUCAGUACCGGGACGGAUUCUUAGUGAACGCGCAAGGCGAGAGGAAUCUGUUUCCAGCUCCGGAACGCAGGCACGGGCUUCUCUCGGUCGGGACCGGCAACUACCCCACGGCGUUCGUUCGCUCCUGCGGAUACAACUCGUCCAGGACGUGGCCGCCCCCGCCGUGUCCAGAAGAUUUCCACGUCCAGGACAACGCGUGCGCGGCGUGCCCGGUCGGCGCGGUGAACCCUCCCGGGGACGACUGGAGCGGACCUAACACUUCGUGCGGAUGUCCCGCGGAUCAUCACGUUCUCGAUCACGCGUGCGUACCGUGUAACGGGACGUCAUCGAGGCCCCCAGGAGACGAUCCGCAUCAGGGCGACACUUCGUGCUCGUGUGCCGCGGAUCAUUACGUCCUCGAUCACGCGUGCGUGCCGUGUCCCGAGACGUCAACGAGGGCCCCGGGGGACGAUCCGCAUCUGGGCAACACUUCGUGCUCGUGUGCCGCGGAUCAUUACGUCCUCGAUCACGCGUGCGUGCCGUGUCCCUUUGGCUCGACGAGUCCUCAGGGAGGCGACAUUUACGGCGAGGACACGUUCUGCGACUCCAGUUGCGAUUCGAAGUCGGAGUGGAGAACUGUCGGCCGCGAAGAGAUCGCGGAUAUGGUUCCCGCGUCCGCGAACGCGUCGACUUUCUUCACCACGUCUUUAUCCGACGACGGCUCGAUCGUGGCGAUCGAGUAUCUCAGAGAAGCGAACAUCACGCAGGUCGUGGACGGCGAGACCGACGCCACGGCUGUUAAAUCGACCCCGACGAUGAGCACGCGGAUCGUCGGCGGCACCGAGGUUAACCCGCACACGUACGAGUGGAUGGUUGGGUUUAACGGGUGCGGCGGGUCGUUGGUCGCCCCGAACAAGGUGCUGACCGCCGCGCACUGCAUGUUCACCGAUAAUUGGGCGACCGUUGCCUACAUAAACUGGCACGACUCUUCUGUGUACGAUCCCUCGAUCACAGAUGUCCUCGAGAUCGAUUACGCCGUGAACCAUCCCGACUACGAUGCUGAUACCACGAAUUGGGACUUCGCGGUCGUGACGUUGAAGAGUAACUCGAGGUAUGAUCCCGUCGUUCUUGACUUCGACACGACCGACGUCGGCGAGGGCGCGAGCGCUGGCGAAAAUUUGAUCGCGAUGGGCUGGGGGACAACCGAAUCCGGUGGGGACCCGUCGAGUGUCCUUCUGGAGGUCACCGUCCCCGCGGUGUCGACCUCGGACUGUCAGACAAACUACGGAUCAGAUAUUGUUCCCGAGUCGAUGUUGUGCGCGGGUGAGAUGGGGAAAGACUCGUGCCAAGGCGACAGCGGCGGGCCGCUCGUGCGCGCGUCCGACUUACGGCAGGUUGGCGUCGUGUCGUGGGGGGUCGGAUGCGCAUCCGCGGGAUACCCUGGGGUGUACUCCAGGGUGUCCGCGACGAAGGCAAAGACGUGGUUGUGCUCGCAGGGCGUGACGCAAGCGUGUGAGCAGCCGGCGAAGCUAAUUGGAGUUAGCGUGUUGAGCGUGUUCUCGUUCGAUCCCAACAUUGGCUGGAGCCAAAUUGUGGACGGCGAGACCGACGACGCGGCCUAUAGAUCGACCCCGACGAUGAGCACGCGGAUCGUCGGCGGCACCGAGGUUGACCCGCACACGUACGAGUGGAUGGUUGGGUUUAACGGGUGCGGCGGGUCGUUGGUCGCCCCGAACAAGGUGCUGACCGCCGCGCACUGCAUGUUCACCGAUAAUUGGGCGACCGUUGCCUACGUAAACUGGCACAACUCUUCUGUGUACGAUCCCUCGAUCACAGAUGUCCUCGAGAUCGAUUACGCCGUGAACCAUCCUUACUACGAUGCUGAUACCACGAAUUGGGACUUCGCGGUCGUGACGUUGAAGAGUAACUCGAGGUAUGAGCCCGUCGUUCUUGACUUCGACACGACCGACGUCGGCGAGGGCGCGAGCGCCGGCGAAAAUUUGAUCGCGAUGGGCUGGGGGACAACCGAAUCCGGUGGGGACCCGUCGAGUGUCCUUCUGGAGGUCACCGUCCCCGCGGUGUCGACCUCGGACUGUCAGACAAACUACGGAUCAGAUAUUGUUCCCGAGUCGAUGUUGUGCGCGGGUGAGAUGGGGAAAGACUCGUGCCAAGGCGACAGCGGCGGGCCGCUCGUGCGCGCGUCCGACUUACGGCAGGUUGGCGUCGUGUCGUGGGGGGUCGGAUGCGCAUCCGCGGGAUACCCUGGGGUAUACUCCAGGGUGUCCGCGACGGAGGCAAAGAAGUGGCUGUGUACGCAGGGCGUGACGCAAGCGUGUGAGCAGCCGGCGACGAGUGCUUGGGUGUCGGUGGUGAACGCGUCGAUUGAGUUGGCAAUGGCGACCGCCACCGGACCUGGAAAUUCCAUCUCUCUAUCAGGCGACGGCACGAGACUGGCGUUCGGCUCGCACGACAGUGACGAGGGACGCGGUCGCGUGCAAGUGUACGAUGUCGAUCGCACGAACACGACGACGACCACUUGCGAUGAGACACUCGACUACGCGGAGGGGACACCAGAGCACGUGCAAAGCGCUGUGGACUAUCGCGGCUGCCAGAACGUGGCUCGAAACGGUGAACCGUGCGCAUAUUGGACCUCUGGAGACGAAGAGUGGGCUGGCUAUGCUUCGGGACCCCUUGUGGGACACAAUUACUGCCGAAACCCCGAUAGUGAUACUACUAUUUGGUGUGACGUGGUCAGCGGCGGUUGGGAUUUCUGCGACCCGCUUCCCCCCACGGGCCAUACACGUACGGCAGUUGAGCCAUUUUUGAUCGGUGACACUCUCGAAGGCGAGACUACCGGCGAUCACUUCGGAACAGCCGUGUCGUUGGCAGACGACGGCUACAGCAUCGCGAUCAGCGGGAUGUCUACAAACGGCACAGGGUACACGCGCGUGUAUCGCAUGAAAGACACGCCCUCUUGGAUCAUGAUGACUGACUUCCACAUGAACGUCACGAUCUCGCCGUUUUCAGGGCCGUGGGUGCUUGGUCACACCUUGGCCAUCUCCGGCGACGGCUCACGAGUCGUCGGCGGCACGCCGGCGCAUGAUUCGAACGCGGUCUCCGCGCAGGUGUACGAGCGCGCGGACGCGUGUUGCGCGCGAGACGAGCGCGUCGUCGCGCACGCGUGCGUGGCGUGCCCGAACGGCACGAUGAACACGGCGCGCGACGACUGGUCGAAAUCGGACACGACGUGCGGCGCGUGUUCGCGCGAUUUCCACGUCCAGGACAACGCGUGCGUGGCGUGCCCGGUCGGCGCGGUGAACCCUCCCGGGGACGACUGGAGCGGACCAAACACGACGUGCGGAUGUCCCGCGGAUCAUCACGUUCUCGAUCACGCGUGCGUGCCGUGUUCCUUUGGCGAGAAGAACGACGGGGGUGAUGACCCGAUGGGCGCGAACACGACGUGCGACGUGCCCCCGAUGAAGUUCGCCGAGGGUAACUGGACGCAGUUAGGCGAUGAUAUCUACGGCGAGGCGGAGAGCGAUGCCUCCGGAAAAGUAGUCGCGGUGUCGGGCGACGGGAAGAUCGUCGCCGUCGGCGCGUAUCUAAAUGAUGGCACUGGCACUAACGCGGGACACGUUCGCGUGUAUCGAUACGAAUCGAACGCGUGGACGCAACUUGGCGACGACAUCGACGGCGAGGCGGCGGGCGACGAGUCGUCCGGACGGUCCUCUGCUGUGUCGUUGUCGAACGACGGCAUGACCUUAGCCGUCGGCGCACGUUUCAACGACGGGAACGGAGACAACUCGGGUCACACGCGCGUGUACCGGUACGAAUCGAACGUCUGGUCGCAACUUGGCGAAGACAUCGACGGCGAGUUCGCUGGGGAUCAAGCCGGGGAAUCGGUGACGCUAUCGAGCGACGGCACCGUCGUGGCCUUCGGCGCUCUUCUGAACGAUGGAAACGGAGAAAACUCGGGCCAAGUGCGCGUGUACCAGUACAGAUCAGGCGCGUGGACGCAGAUUGGCGACGACAUCGACGGCGAGCACGCCGGCGACGAGUCCGGUUGGGCGGUUUCCUUAUCGAGCGACGGGACGGUCGUCGCGAUCGGCUCGCAUAAGAACGACGACGCGGGCACCGAUGCAGGUCACGUCAGAGUGUAUCGUCACCACCUUGGGACGUGGACACAACUUGGCUCGGAUAUCGACGGCGAGGUUGGCAAAAGGUUGGCCUCUGUCUCCCUGUCGAACGACGGUACGAUCGUCGCCGUCGGCGCGCGUGAAACCUCCGGCACGGAUUCGGGUCGCGCGCAAGUGUACCGCUUCUCUUCAGGCGAGUGGACGCCGAUGGGCGAUGCCAUUCACGGAGAGGCAGCCGGUGCUUGGGCCGGGCGGUCCGUGUCCUUGUCCGGCGACGGCAUGAUCGUUGCAGUCGGCGCGAACAAGAACUAUGAUGACAAUGGAGUACAGACAGGUCACGCACGAGUAUAUCAGUACUACGCGGGCAGUUGGUCGCAGAUUGGCGCUGAUAUUGACGGCGAGGGGUCUGGGGACCUUUUCGGGGCGAGCCUGUCCAUCUCGAAAGAUGGCACGGUCUUGGCCGUCGGCGGGUGGGCAAACGAUGCAUUCGCGAUGAACGCUGGUCAUGUGCGCGUGUAUACGAUACUGAGCGUAUCAAGCUCGGACGACAACGCGACAGCCGGCAACUUGACCGAAGGCAAAUGCUGCGCGGUCUUCUACGGUCAAAGCCCCGAGGAGAUGAUGUCCGAGCACGAUUUGAACGAGCCGCCCGCGGACGUGUGCGCGUAUUGCGAACCCGGGUUCAUCUGCCGCGAAUCCGUCCAACCCGUCGGCGACGAAUCGACGUUUGCCGUCACUGGUACUGAAGUCAACACGACGUCGCGCGACUGCGUCUCGUACAAUCAUACGAAGGAAUCGUGCAUGUAUAACUGGAUAUCCAUGGAGGCGGCCCAGUUCCCGUGCAUGAGCAACGAGACCGCGCAGGAGUUCCCAGAGGAGACGUGGGGCGCGAGGGACAGCAUGUACGACAGCAGCACGUACGAGAACAGCACUGACGAGCACAGCACGUACGAGAACAUCACGUACGAUGACAGCAUGUACGAGAACAACACGGACGACAGCACGUACGACAGCACGUACGACAGCACGUACGACAGCACGUACGACAGCACGUACGACAGCACGUACGACAGCACGUACGACAGCACGGACGACAGCACGUACGACAGCACGGACGACAGCACGUACGACAGCACGUACGACAGCACGUACGACAUCACGUACGACAGCACGUACGACGACAGCAUGGGCUACUCCUAUGACUACGAAUACGAUUACACGUACCCGUAGAGUAGUUUGCUCGCACUUGGUCACAUGUUUUGCCCGGAUGGGUUAGAGCUCAGUCUUGUUGUAAUCGUUUGUGAUGUAAACUACUAGCUGCCACCGCAGCUCGAAAUAAAAGGGGAUAUUAGUCUAAUUAAUCACUUUGUAAUGUAUGCUUACGUGUACUGCAUC